AUGCUGCGGGUAGUCAGUGACGGCUCCUUCAAGGACAAGGUUGGUACCGCGGCUGCCCAGAUUCUCUGCUUCGACGGCCUUGCUGUGAUUAGAGUUUGGUGCCGUUGCCCAGGAAUGCCUCAGGACCACAGCGCGUACCGCAGUGGGCUCAUUGGAAUCCUCGCAGGAGUCAAGGUGGUUUCUUGGCUGCAUGACUAUUUUCCCAAAGAGCACCUCUUCAACUUUCUCCCAAUAAUGACUGUGGCUUGUGACGGGGAGUCUGCUCUCAACAAUGCCUUUGACACUGGGACCUCACGCCCUCAACAGAAGCAGUUUGAUCUUCUGUUGGCCAUCCGCACCUUGGCCCAGUCAACUCACAUCAGCUGGCGGAAACACCAUGCCAUGUGCCACCAAGAUGACCACGGCCCUCUGUCAAACUUGGAUUGGUGGGAACUAUGCAAUGCGGAGUGUGACAGCGCCGCAAAAGCCUUCCUUCGCCGCCUUACAACAAGCCACCCGCCUCUGCCCGCCCUUAAUCGUCGAUUCGUUUUCUAG
Molecule: messenger RNA, 534 nt
Organism: Cylindrotheca closterium
Lineage: Eukaryota; Bacillariophyta; Bacillariophyceae; Bacillariales; Bacillariaceae
Source: the annotation of a GenBank genome assembly